CGGUCGUCCUUCCAUCUAGCAGUUUUGGAGUCAAUCUACAUAAAAACGAAAAAGCCGCCAUUGUGUAGACAAAAGGAGUUCGUGUUCUCUCUUGGACUCCAUUGGUAAUUUUUCUUUAGGCUCGCGGCACUGAUUGGUCAACUAUACCGGUCUUGUGCUUGCGUUUUUCUGAUUGGCCUAUUUCGAUCCACAACUGGGUAUAUAUUUUUCAAACGUGUUUUUUUCGGAACCUAUUCUGACGUUUUAUGCUCUGAGGAGUGUCAGACGAAAAAGCUUUAAGUAUGUUGUAAAAUGUUUGCUUUUUUCAAAGCCAUUUUCAAAUUCUGUACCGCAAAAAAAUUGUAAACAAAGAGUUAUUAUUUUGUUUUCUUUUUGGAAGAUCAUUCGCAAUGUCUGAAAAGUCAACUAUCUAUUGGGGAAUGAAUAAGUAAAUGUUGCAUCUCUGAUGAUAGAAUUCACUCACCUUUUAACAAUUCAAGACGGUUAUGAAGAUAGUAAUUCCGAAUCGUGCAGGUCCACAUCGGCACUGUUUGCCGCCCAACUUUUAAACCUACUUUAACAAAUAAACAAUGUAUGUAUGAAUCUCUUUUGAAGUGAGCUCUUUGAUGAAAUUUGCCUGUAAUUGUCUGUUAUAAGGGGGACGUAGGGCCAUUACACUACAUUUUUCAUCAAACAAAUUGCAAUAAAUGAAAAUCGAAAUUUCCAAUGUCAUGGCCCUUCUCUGUUCACAUAGAUUACAUAUGCUGUUAUUGAAUAGUUUGUAAAGCUUUAUAUUCGAUACGAUUUGACUAAGAAGAAUGUAUCUUGAUUAAGGGAACCAAGUCCAAGCUGUCCUUGAGAGUUGCGGGGAUGGUUCGUGUCCUUGAGUGUUGUCCUAUCUGUAAGAUUUUCCUUUAAAGGGGAAGGGGAUCUAGUGCUAUAAGUAUUGUCAAAGCCUGUUGUUGCGAUGCAUUGCAUCUUGGAUAAGGCUGAAUUUUCAGGGAUUAUCUUAGGUAAUUUUCAUCGCUGCACAUUUUCAAAAUUUUUGUUCAAACAAGUUUUUAAAGAACAAAGAUCUUGAAAGGAAAAUGAAGAACAAAGAAAAUUAGAUAGCUUCUAGAUACCGCUAUCGAUAAAAUUUUAGAGACAUUUCAUAGAUUAUGAUCACCGUUACUGUUAUGUUCUCAUUUUUAAUAUUGUAGUGCUGUUUUAUAAGCUACAUGUUUCUACUGGGAGUUGCUGCAAUUUUACAUUUUCACCACCUUUUAUCACUGCACAAAAUUUAAAUUUAUCACUGCACAAUUACGAUUUAUCUCUGCACAUAAUUGUUAUCACUGCAUGUUAAAAUAAACCCUGAAAAUUAUAGAGACAAUCCUACCAGAGCCAUGCAUGCUUCUUCCCUGUAAAUAAUACCACAGGAUAUAUGAUACAGACAGCUAUUUCGUACCAAGUUACAUAUUACAAAACAGUUCUGUUAUACAAUAACAGGUAAUUCGGUCCUGAUCGUUGCAGUCUUCUACGAUGUUCAAUUGACGUUCUGUUAGCGUUGCGAUUUCUGUUAAGAACUUUUAAGGUUUUAGCAUCUCAUUCUAAAUUAAUUGAUUUGCAGGAAGUACGUCAUACCAUUUUUCUUUACCAUGGUAUAUGUAGCAAUGCAUGAGUUUUGCGCUUUCAUCGUUGUCAUUCAUAUGAAACUUUAAAGAGGAAUGUAUGCUGAGGUAAUUAAGUUGAGUCCAAAAAAUUGAACUUGUUUUCGGAAAAAGUAUCUUUUUGAACCUUUAUAGUAGCUUACUUUAAAAGAGAAAUUUCUUUUGUAGCAUCUAACUGGGACUAAGAACUUGACUUAGUUCAAAGAUUUUCCAAACCCAUGUAACAUGCCACCUUUAAAGCAAUACCAGAGCCUUUUUAACUUUCAAGGAAAAUUUAAAGAUUUAAAGAAAAAGGAAAUCGAAGGAAACACGGAGGAGUUCUUUCCUUUGCUGACUAAGCAUGGUAAAAAAGCAGCUGCUUGGGCAAACCAGAAUAUCGAGUUAUAUAAAUGCGGUUUUGCUGGAAUAUCCCUUUUGCAAUAGAAAUCUUCGCUUGGGUUUAAAUCGAUAGAAUUUCUGAAGAUAAGCUGCAUCAAUAAUUGACAUCGUGUAGAUGUUUUACGCGAAAUUGUAACCAAACACUGGCAAAGCGUUAAACGCUCCUAGACAUCUCUCUGCUUCAUCAGAUAAGCAUCAAUCGUAUGAUCAUUAAUUAAAAAGUUUGUUUUUCAGUCAGAAAUCAAUGAGAUUUUGAUAUCUGCUUGCUGACUGUGUCUUUUAGGUGCACAUAAUAGGCUAAAUGUCUAUUCUAUGUGUUUUUUGGAGAUAGGAGAUGCAGUUGCCUGGAAGAUGAGUUAGUGCAUUCAUCUGCCCUCGAGUUCUGCAGAGAUGUCAAGCACUCGCAUUGCUCAGAUUAUCUCAGCAAUCUUCUUUCUCAGUCAGACAGCGUUUGGUCAGAAUCAACGCCCAAUUUUUGAAAAAACAACUUACAUUGCUGAAAUAAAAGAAGAACUGGCGAUAGGUUCUUCAGUGAUUCAAGUUCGUGCGUCAGUCAUCGAUGGCAGUACAACCACGUAUCGGCUUGAUGCUUUGGUCAAAUUGUUCGCUAUUAACCUUGCCACUGGUUGGAUUUCUGUAGCUGGACGACUGGACAGGGAGGUUUCAGAUAAUCAGCGGUUUUAUGCCUUUGCGAAGAACGUCGCAAAUGGUUUAGAGAGUCAAGUUGAGGUUGUAGUUCACCUUUCUGAUGUCAACGACAAUGCACCGCAAAUAGAAAACCUGCCCACUACAAUCAGCUUGAGAGAAAAUGCAGAGCCUGGCUUCACUUUCUUCACUGUUGUUGCGAAAGACAAAGAUGCCUCUCGAAACGCUUUGUUAAGUUAUUCAAUCACUCAUGGGAACCAGGAGAACAGAUUUAAGAUGGAUUCUUAUUCAGGGAAAAUUUCAACAGUGUCACGGCUUGAUUUUGAGUCAACCAAAGACUACAAUAUUUCAAUAACUGUUGAGGACAAUGGACAGAACAUCACCCUUUCCAACUCUUCUGUUCUUCGUAUUUUUGUUCAAGAUCAUGACGACCAGCCUGCUAAAUUCCAACGUGCAAAAUAUUUUGCAACUAUACCAGAAAAUAGUGCGAAGGGUCACCUUGUCACUGUCGUCAAAGCCGUGGAUUUAGACACUGCCAUUAAUGCACCCGUUGAAUAUAGCAUCCACCAAGAAUCGAACCUAGGUUUUGCGUUUAGCAUUGAUAAAUCCUCUGGGGCAAUCAAAGUCAAUAACUCACUUGAUCGUGAAAAUAUUGCGACAUACAAACUGCAAGUUAAGGCCUCCUCAACAAUAUUCAACCCGGAUUAUGCUACAGUAGAAAUCACUGUCGCUGAUACAAAUGACAACCGGCCUAAAUUCUCAAAAGACCGAUACGAUGCUUCGGUGGUGGAGAGUGCGAAGAUUGGAACAACUGUUCUUCGUGUAUCAGCAGAAGACAAAGAUGCGGGAACCAAUGCAGAAUUCAGUUAUGCUAUUGUUGGGGGUGAUGCAAUUUUUGGCGUAUCCUCAGCAGGAGAUAUUUAUGUGGACGGCCUACUGGACAGAGAGAAAACUACGUUACACCAGUUUGUGGUUGUUGCAUUCGAAACAAAAACCACUGAAAAAUACGACAGUAGCACGAGAAUUUACAUUUCUGUUGAAGAUGCGAAUGACAAUCCGCCAGAAUUUCAACAAAAUGUGUACUUGUCACAUGUAAUAGAAAAUGUGCCAGUUGGAGCUUCAGUUAUGCAGAUAACAGCAGCUGACAAGGACAGUGGAAGAAAUGCAGAAGUUGUUUAUAGUCUUCUUGGCAGCGCUGGCUUGAAUUUGCCUUUCAAGAUUGACUCGCAAACUGGGCUUAUAACAACGAUAGCAGAGAUUGACAGAGAGCAAGCUUCCUCCUACAAUAUGACUGUAUUUGCUUCAAACUAUCGAGCUAAUACAAUAUUGUCAUCAAAUGCAACGUUGGUUAUUCUGAUAGACGAUGUGAAUGACAACCUGCCGAUUUUUCCUUUGUCGCAGUACAGUUUUCAAGUUUCGGAAAAUAACCCUGCCGAUCAUAUUAUUAAUCAGUUUACAGCAUCAGAUGCUGAUAAUGGCAUCAAUGGCACUGUCACAUACGGAAUUGUCUCUGGAGAUGCGUCGAAGUUUUUCAUCGGCAAUCAAAGUGGAGUGCUGAAGGCCAAAGUGUCGCUAGACAGAGAGGAACAAGCUGUUUAUAACCUGAUUAUCGAGGCAAGAGAUGGCUCUGGAAAGAACAGCACAUCAAGUGUGACAGUUGAAGUUCUAGAUGUAAACGACAACAUUCCUCAAUUCUCGUCUUCAAGGGGCUAUGGAUUCUUCAUUAUCGAAGGAGAAGUGGAUGCAUUUGUUGGCCAAAUUAAGGCAAGUGACAAAGACGCUGCUAAAAACGCCAACGUUACCUACAUGUUAACUGAAGGUGGAGAACAUUUUUCUAUUGAUUCAAUAACUGGUAUAAUAAGGAACAAAGUUGCUUUCGAUUAUGAAAGUAGAAUUUCCUACACUGCCGUUGCCAAGGCCACAGAUAAUGGCUCUCCAGCACUCCAGUCAUCUGUAAAUAUCAAAGUGACAGUUCUGGACGUAAAUGACAAUAAGCCGACUUUUGAACGUCGAUUGUACCUCUUCAAUGUCACAGAGAACUCACCAGCUGCUGUAAUUGGCAUCGUGAAUGCUAGUGACAGAGACAGUGGACUGAAUGCUUUCUUGAGAUACAGGAUCGUUUCAGGCAACAAAAAUGAUGAUUUUUCUCUCAACUCUUCCUCUGGUUUUUUGUCAACGAGGAAAAGCCUCGAUCGCGAAGUUGCGGAAUUGCACAUACUGAUCGUGAGCGUAACAGACACUGAAAACCAACAAAGUAUCCGUGAAGACCUUGCAGCAAUUCAAAUCAAAGUUUUUGAUCAAAAUGACAAUUCGCCCAUCUUUGAAAAAAGUUCGAUCUCGAUAACCAUUGGCGAGGAUACCCCAGCAGGCAGCGUGGUUGCCAGCUUUAGAGCGACCGACAAAGAUGUCGGACGGAACCAGCUGAUCCGGUACAAAAUAACACAGGGAAACACAAAUAAUAGAUUUUCUAUUGAUGUCAACAGCGGAGCAGUCUUCGUUCUUAGCAAUAUUGAUAGAGACCCGCCAAACAAUGAGCACUCAUUUACUCUUUUUAUCAGUGCAAGUGACAUGGGAAUUCCUCCGCGUAGUGCAUUAGCUAAGUUGCAUGUUUCUGUAAAAGACGCAAAUGACAACAAGCCAACAUUUCACCCAGAUGCGAUUGAGGUAUCCCUAGAAGAAAAUAAACCACUUGGAACUAAAGUUGUUACUUUAAACUGCACAGACAAAGAUAGUGAAAGCAACGGUCGGAUCAGUUUCCGCCUCGUCAAAGGAUCAAACAUGGGUUUUAGCGUGGACCCUUUGACUGGCAGCAUAACGACUACAAAAACAUUUGAUUACGAUACUGGAGUCAGAAGCUACCCUCUUGAAAUUGAAGCGAGUGAUUUUGGAGCUACACAGCUGAAAAGCUCAUCUAAAGUUCUUGUUAAGAUUAUGAAUGUCAAUGACAACUCACCUCAGUUCACUGCAACAGGUCCAUUUAGUUUGAACGAGGGAAAUUACACUGGCAGAAAAUUUCGAGUUGGAAAAAUUGAAGCUUAUGACAGUGACUUAGACACGGCAAGCUCAGUUUAUGGUCUUACGUCAUAUCAAUUUGUCAACAUGUCAAGCUACUAUUUCAACUACUUGUGGUUAUUUGAUGCUCUUUCUACUGAAAACUCGGUUAAUGACGUGAAAAUGAAUCUCACGGCUGUGCUUCAUGGUGCAAGACUGUUCACAGAGGCAGGGAUGGGCAAUGUUGUUAAACUUUCUGGCUCUCCAAACUACAUUGUUGCAGGCGAUUUCAAAGGUGACUGUAUAAGCAACCCGACUCUCUGCACCUCUGGCCUCUCUCUGGCGAUGUGGAUCAAAUUUGAAGCAGGGGGUUAUAUAUUGUCUUCUGGAGCCCAAUCUAACCACGCCACUGGAUUAUCUCUCAACUUUGAAUCUGGCUUCUUUCGGCUGCGACUGGCCACUCAAACUAAAGAGUUUGAAUUAAGGAUUAACUCAGUAUCUGCCAACUGGUACCAUUUUGCCUUCACCUGGGAUGAGAACUCUGGGUUAGCAUAUUAUGAAAAUGGAGCUCUGUUAACAAAGGCAUACACAGUUGCUGACGUAUCAAGAGUUGCCGAUGCCUAUACAAAGCUGAUUAUUGGUCGUCCCAACGACGCUGAUGCCUAUCCGCAGUUGUUUGGGCGAUUCUAUGUAGGCGAGCUGGUAAUAUGGAAAUUAAAACUUGCAGACUACGAGGUCAUGCAUGCAUUCACAAAUUCAGCCAGAAAAUCUGGGAUACUAAUGUCACGUCAAAGGCUAAAUUGGCAAGGUCCGUUUGAAAUUGAUAGCCGAACGGGUGAGAUUUUCGCAACUGGUGUUCUUGAUAGAGAAGCAACAGCUUCGUUCAGCCUUGAUGUGAAAGUGACAGAUGGCGACCCAGCAAAUCAAAAGCAUAACCACACACAAAUAGAUAUUUUGGUUGUUGAUGUCAAUGAUAAUGCACCAACAUUUGGACAAGAUACAAUCACAAUACAAAUACAAGAAAACCUGAAAAUAAAUACGGAGAUCUUUGCAUUUGCAGCACGCGACGAAGAUGCCGGUAACAACGGUUUGCUGUCGUAUUCAAUUGCGUUUGGUAAUACUGCUAACACGUUUGCUGUGAACGCAAAGUCAGGAAAAUUGACAAAUGUUGGGAAGAUUGAUCGAGAAAUGGUUUCUCAUUUCACUCUUCAAGUCGUUGCUGAAGAUGGAGGAACUCCACCGAGAAGAAGUACUGCCUUUCUAAAUAUUCGCGUCAUGGAUGCGAACGAUGAAUUUCCUCAAUUUUCUCAACAGCAAUAUUUAGCUAGCAUCAAAGAAAAUUUGCCUGCAGAUCAAUUUGUAACACAGGUCUUUGCAACCGACAAAGAUCUAGGCGUCAAUGGCACUAUCAGAUACAAUAUGUCCAGCGAAUUUUUCUCAAUUGAUACUACAAAUGGGAAAAUUACCACAAAGUUAUCUUUAGAUCGUGAAAAUGUUUCGAAACAUACUUUGAUUGUUACAGCUUUUGAUGGUGGCAGUCCAGCAAAGAAUUCUGCUGUUCCUGUCAUUAUUGAUGUUGAAGACGAAAACGACAACGCUCCUGCCUUCGAGAAGCCAAAUUAUUAUGCUUUAAUUACAGAGAACAGAAAGGUUGGAUCGUCCUUAAUACAAGUUGUUGCAAAGGAUUCUGACAGUGGACUUAAUGGGGCGAUUCGGUACAGCAUGACUGAUGGACAAGGUAUCUUUGCGAUGAAUCCAAACACUGGUUUAGUGUUGACUGCCGACAUUGUGGACCGGGAAAGAUUCCCUAAUGGCUUCAAUAUCAUUAUCACAUGCUCAGACCAAGGCACGAAGCCACUUGCUGCGUCCGUCAAUUUGUUCGUGAACAUUUCUGAUGCUAAUGACAACUCGCCUGUCUUCAGUAGAUACUCGUAUCGAGGAAAGGUUAUAGAAAAUGCGAUAGGAGCUGUCGCUGUUGCUGUCAAUGCAACGGAUGCAGACACUGGGCCUGCUGGGGAAAUUCUUUAUACUAUAACCGGAGGGAAUUCUGAAGGAGCCUUUGUAAUAGAUGUUGAUGGACGAAUCAAAACAGCAAAACGUCUUGACAGAGAAAGUAAAGCAGUUUAUGAACUGGUUGUGCGAGCCAAAGAUCGUGGGGGUGAGCCAAAGCACGCUGAUGUAGAAGUAGAUAUUGAAGUUCUGGAUGCAAAUGACAACGCACCGAGAAUCGGAGAUCUGCCUAAUAAUAUUUUGAUUAGCGAAGCAACAUUGGUUGGUUCUCAAGUCGUUACAGUGACUGCAACGGAUUUAGACAUUGGUACAAAUAGUUUUUUCUCUUUCAAUGGUAUAUCAGUUGGCUCACAAUUUACAAUUGAUGGAAGAAGUGGGGCAGUGCUCACUGCAGCUUCAUUUGAUUACGAGCUUAUGUCCAGGUACACAUUCAUUGUUUGGGCCACAGACAAUGGAAACCCUAGCCUGAACAGCACGAAAGUCAGUAUCAACUUCACAAUUGUGGACUCCAACGACAACAAUCCAGUAUUCAACCCAGCCGUAUACUUUGCGUCUGUUAAGGAGAAUUCAGUUUCUGGCACUCGCGUUGUAACAGUGAAUGCAUCUGAAAGUGACACCGGCUCAACUGUUAUUUAUUACAUUGCCAAUGGAAAUCUAGGCAACGCAUUUCAAAUUGACAGCCGUGCAGGUGUUAUCAGUGUUCAUGGCAACCUGGAUCGGGAGACAACGUCGAUCUACUAUCUGCUAAUCACUGCUUCGGACAACGGCAUGCCUCCGAGACUUGGACAAGCCUACGUCACUGUUACAAUCACCGAUGAAAACGACCUUCCACCUAAAUUUCAGUUUCUUAAUUACGGAGGAGAGGUCAAGGAGAACAUGCCUAUUGGCACAAAUGUCGUGACCCUUACUGCAACAGAUCCAGAUUUAUCGAACAAAACUAAGCUGCAGUUUCAACUUGUUGACGGCAAUGUCGAAAAUGCGUUUUCGAUCUCGACAUAUAAAAUUGCAAAUGAGUUUAGGGCGGUUAUAACAACAGCUGGAAAAAUUGACCGGGAGACCACUUCGCUGUAUCGACUAAUGGUCAAAGUUUCUGAUGGGUUCUUUUCUGACUUCGUUAAUGUCACAAUCAAAGUGAUCGACGAAAAUGACAACUUCCCAGUUUUUAAUUCAAGCAUUUACCAAGCAACGGCAUUCGAGAAUGAAGAGGCUGGAAAGUUUGUUCUUAAGAUAUCAGCAGUCGACUUAGACGAAGGUCAAAAUGCGAUGUUGCGAUAUGGGAUCGAAAAUUCGAAUGGCAUGCUGUUCAUUGAUCGAUUUUCUGGCGAAAUAACGACUACUACGAAAACAAUGGACCGAGAAGCCGCCAGCAUUUACGACAUUUUAUGCUCCGCACAAGACUCGGGCGGUAAAAAGGGGUUUACGAUCGUGAGAAUAACCAUCCUUGACAAAAAUGACAUGAAACCUGUCUUCAGCCCCUUGAAGUAUGACUUUGAGGUCCAAGAAGGGCUUGGAAGCAGCGGGAAAAUUGUUGCUGCUGUGAAGGCGACCGAUGCGGACGAUGGAUCAAAUGCGAAACUGCUUUACAGGAUAAAAAGCGGAAAUUUUGGGAAUGCAUUUCACAUUCACCCAGAAACUGGUGUUGUUACCUCAAUAAAAGAACUUGAUCGGGAGCAAGAUGGUCUUAAACUUGAUGCAAAGUCUAGAGGGGUUUAUGAGCUGGCGAUUGAGGCAGUUGAUCAAGGCGACCCGAGUCUAGUAUCCACUACUCGUGCUCAGGUCAAUGUUUAUCUCCUUGACGUCAAUGACAACCAACCAGUAUUCCCUGCAAAUGGCUUCUCCGUGUUUAUAUCUGAAGGAGCUUUGGCAAAUCAAGAUAUUGUUAAGGCGACCGCUGUUGAUGUUGAUGCUUGGAAUAAUAGCGAAAUUCAUUAUGAAAUAAUCACGGGAAAUGAAGAAGGGGAUUUCAAGAUGAACAGUAAAAAUGCAAUGCUAAUGACUGCAAGGAAACUCGAAAGACAAAAAACAUUUGCUUACAACCUGACGAUCAAAGCCAGUGACUUGGGAUCCCCAUCGCUUGCGUCACAAACGCAGCUCAGAAUAACAAUUGGAGAUACAAAUGACAAUGCACCGGUGUUCAAAAAAAAGAACUACUCCGUCCAGGUGUCUGAGAACAUCUCUGUAAGCUCUGUGGUAGUAAAUAUUUCCGCAACUGAUGCUGAUACCGGACAGAACGCCAUCAUUCGGUACGAAAUUGUCGGUGGAAAUGAAGACGGAAGCUUUGCUGUUUCAAACAAGGAUGGUUUUGCAUCGCUCAUUGUGACAAGCAGAGUUGACAGAGAAAAGAAAGCUUCGUACCACUUAUCAGUCAUGGCUAUCGAUGGUGGGAUACCCUACAGCAGAAUGGCAAUUGCAUACGUCACAAUUGGUCUGUUAGAUGAAAAUGACAAUUCCCCUGUGUUUACGCAUACCAAAUAUACCGGAUCGAUAAAUGAGGGCGCGGCAGGCAACAUACCAGUUGCAAUGCCAAUAAGAAUUCAAGCCGCUGAUGCUGACGUUGGACUCAAUGCCGAGAUAUCAUAUACACUUGAAGGUCCUGACAGCAGCGCCUUCACAAUUGACGCGAGUGGGGUUCUUAAAACUACCCAAACAUCGAGUCAUUUGAUUGACUAUGAAAAGAAAACAAACUAUGAUUUCGCUGUAGUUGCCACUGACAGGCUAGGAAGUGGCCUAAAAGCUGUGGCUAAUGUAACAGUGUUAGUGACUGAUGUUAAUGACAACUAUCCGAUGUUCCUGACGACCCGAUAUUUUGCUAGCAUUAAAGAAUCUGUUGCCAUUGGACAAUCAGUCAUACAGCCAAAUGCAACAGAUCCGGAUUCGGGAUACUUUGGUUUCAUUUCAUAUCGAAUCAUUUCAGGGUCUGAUGGAAAAUUUACCAUUGACCCAACGACUGGGAUGAUCCGAACACAGGACGGAUUAGACCGGGAGCGCAAGGAGAUUUAUAUUUUAAACGUAUCCGCGUAUGAUGCAGGCCUACCCCCUAACGUUGCUUAUUGCUCUGUUUUCAUUAACAUUACGGAUGUUAAUGAUAAUACGCCAAUUUUUGAUAAAAUGGAUUAUGCAGUCAAUUUUGUAGAGACAGACGCUCUGGGAGCCUAUGUAACGAAAGUAAGAGCAACGGACCCAGAUUACGGGGAAGCUGGGAAAGUUACAUACAGCAUUAACAGUGCAGGAUUCCUCAUUGAUAGCCAGACAGGAGUUGUCAGAUCAAGGAAGGCUUUGGAUCGGGAGAUACAGGAUCGUUAUGAUAUCAUUGUCUCUGCAGUGGAUGGGGGCGGUAGAACCUCAAACGCUUCGUUGUCCAUAACUGUACUUGACAUCAAUGACAAUGUGCCACAGUUUCUUGUGUCCAGUCCACUGAUUAUCGAUGUUUUCGAAAAGACUCCGAAUAACUCAAUCUUGGCGAUUUUAGAGGCCAGAGACAAAGAUGUUGGAAGAAAUGGUAAAGUUGAGUACACAAUAAACGGCAGUGAUUUUGACAUAUUUUCGAUCGACAGGGAAAAAGGAAUUUUACGAUUAUCCAAGAACCUGGAUGUAGCAAAACUCACAAGUAAUGGCCUUCUCUCAAAUGGAACAAGUUUGUCUUUAAACAUAAUUGCAAUGGAUUAUGGGGAAAUAAGACGGUCGUCGUUGCUGGCUCUAAGGAUAAACAUAAUUGACAUUAAUGAAGAAAACCCAUACUUCAAUGCCACUUUAUACAAUGCGUUUGUAAUGGAAAAUAUCCCAGUUGGAAGUUCUGUUUUAAAGGUAGAGGCCAGAAAGAGCUCAUUAAGCAAAAGUUUAUCUUACGGAUUUGUGGGACAGCCGCUUGCUUACUUUGAUAUCAACCAAAAAACUGGAGAAAUUACAACUGUUAAUGAAAUAGACCGUGAAAAGAACAGCAAGUUCAUUUUGAAUGUGAAAGUUAAUGAUAACGAACUCCCGCCAAGGUUCGGUUACACGACGGUGGUAAUAACUGCUUUGGACAGCAAUGAUAAUGCUCCAGCAUUUGAUUUACCGGUGUAUAGAGCACAAGCAUCAGAAGGAUCAAACGUUGGUGACAUCUUCUAUACGGUAAAAGCAUCAGAUGCUGAUGCCGGAAAAAACUCGCUGAUCACCUACAGGCUAAAGCAUGCGGAUAUUGGCAGAAACGGAAGCAUGGUGCGACUUGAUUCUAUCUGCGUUAAUGCUUUGGGACUAGAAAGCCAGAAGAUAACUGCUAGUCAAAUGACGUCAUCAACGACACUCAUAGAAGAGAAUAAAGAUUUUUCACCGACCCAAGGAAGAUUCAACAGUGUUCAAUAUUUGAAAUCCGGCAUUCACUAUCAAGGGGCAUGGUGUGCUGGGCUUUCUGACACCUGGCAAUUCUUGCAGAUUGAUUUAGGGACAGUCACAAUUGUGACGAAAGUGGGACUACAAGGAAGUCCUGGAAAGAACAACUACGUCACUUCAUUCAGCCUGCUGCACAGCAACGAUGCAGAAUCCUGGAAAAAUACAUCAAAAGUGUAUCCAGGUGCAGAAAACAACUUGGACACUGUUAUCAGAGAUAUCAUUCCAGAAAUUCGUGCACGAUAUAUCAGAAUAAAUCCUCUUUCUUGGAAGAAUCGAAUAUGUUUGAGAGCCGAGCUCUAUGGUUGCGAGUCGGAUGAUGCGUUGAUAGUGCGGGUGCCAUUUGAGGUACACCCAAGAUCCGGAGCAAUUGCUGUUACAGAACAAAUGAAUCGGGAGGUCAAAGGAAAAUACCGUGUUGUCUUAGAAGCGAUCGAUAAUGGCGCUGUCCCUUUGAACACCAGCACGCUAUUAGAGGUAAUGGUACUAGAUGCUAAUGACAACGCCCCCGCAUUCGCUUCAAAUUUUUACCACGCAGUGGUACCAGAGAACUCGUUACCAGGCUACGAGGUCGCUACUGUUGUCGCAACGGAUGCUGAUGCUGGGAGAAACGCCGAAAUUUCAUACCGACUUAUAAAUGGAUUUUCUAGAUUUAUUAUUGAAACUUCUUCUGGCAUUGUUCGAGUCUCUGGUCACGUGGACUACGAGAAUCCUUUAGAGAGGCAAUUUACAAUUGAAAUUGUCGCAGAGGACUCUGGGAUUCCCAGUCUACGCUCAAAAGCCAUUCUCCUAGUCAACAUCACUGAUGUGAAUGACAACCCCCCUGUUUUCAACAGUAGUCUGGUUGAGGUCACGAUCUUUGAAGGAAUGAGCAUCGGAAUUGCUUUUGCUGUUGUUGUUGCAACAGACAGAGAUGUGGAGGAGAACUCUCAGAUUAAAUAUAAAGUUCUUGAAGGAACAGAUUAUUUCAGUGUAAACGUGUCGACUGGAGCUUUGCGUUGCUUGAGAGAGAUUGAUCGUGAGAAAGAUGCAAGUUUUAUCAUCAAACUCGAGGCAAGAGACAGCGGGAAGCCCUCUUUGCAUUCAACUGUCAAGGUUUCUGUAAUUGUGCUUGACAUCAAUGACAAUCCGCCGACAUUUGCGCAGCGGAAUUACGUAAGAGUGUUGUCAGAGGCAACAAACAUCGGAUCAGUUGUUGCUGUUGUUACUGCGACAGAUCCUGAUGCCGGGCAUAACGCUAGAAUCAGCUAUUCAACCAUUUCUACAAAUUACACAGGUGCAUUCCAAAUGGAUCCUCGUUCUGGUGAAAUCUCCUUGACUCAAAAACUUGACCGUGAACUGUUGAGUAUGAUUCAGUUCCAAGUCCUCGCACAGGAUAACGGGAAUCCACGAUUUAAUGACACAGCAAAUGUGACAUUCUUCAUAUCCGAUGAAAAUGACAACUCGCCCAUAAUUUAUCCCGACACCUUAACCGUCGACAUCAGAGAGGAUGUCCCAAAAAUGACAUUUGUCGUGAAAGUCAAUGCAACUGACAGAGACCAAGACGCAAACGCAGAAUUUCAAUUCUCUUUGGUACAUGGAGCCCAGGAUCUGUUUUCAAUUGACCCAAAAUCUGGUAUCAUUACCACAAGCGGACAACUCGACAGAGAACAAAGUGAUCAUUAUUCCGUGGUUGUGAUGGCAAGCGACAAAGGAAAAGUGCCGAUGCAUGGUUUUGCUACUGUGCGAAUUAAUCUUUUGGAUGUUAAUGACAACUCUCCAGCCUUUAUGCAGGUUUCGUCACCUCUGACUAUAUUUGAAAAUGUUCCAUCCGGUACAAUUAUUGGACGUAUCCGUGCCAUUGACAAGGAUAUUGGAGAAAAUGCAUACAUUGAAUACUUUCUUGCAGGAGAAAGUGGUGAUAAAUUUGCUAUCGAUAGGAAAAACGGUCUUAUAACAAGCUUAGUCCAGUUUGAUCGCGAGCAAAGGGAAUACUACAAUUUAAGUGUCAAUGCAAGCAACACACAAGCAAAAAUUAUCAAGAGCACGUUCAAAAUGUUUUUCCUGCGCGUUUUGGACACUAACGACAAUGCACCCGUCUUGCUUCCGUCAUCAAAAACUGGCAUCGUGUCAGAAGAUGCCCCGAUUGGAACAGAAAUACUGCAGCUGAGGGGAAUUGACCUUGAUUUGGGGUUGAAUGCAAAACUCGCUUUUAACAUUCUGUAUGCAAAGAGUGACCAAACAGCAGACUUUUUGGCAAUAAACUCACAGACUGGCGUCAUUUCAACGCGUCUUAGUAUCUUAAACAGAGAAACCAGAAACGUGACGGUUUACAUUGAAGUAAGUGACUUUGGAGAGCCACAUCGCCUGAACAGCACCGAGAGAUUAGUGGUUCAAAUUCGCGAUGUUAAUGACCAUCUUCCCGAGUUUACCAAAAGCAUCAUGAGGGCUUCUAUUACUGAAGGAAAGGAGAAUGGGACAUUCGUGACUCGUGUUGAAGCAUUUGAUAAAGAUGAAGGCUCUAAUACCGACAAUGUUUAUAUGAUUCUUUCUGGUAAUGAAAAAGGACACUUUAAAAUGGACACGGCAACUGGUGUCAUCAAAUCCAACCACUCAUUGGAUAGGGAGCACCUUUCCUCAUAUGUGUUGAAUAUAUCAGUUGCAAAUGUCAUCCAAAUCUACAACAGUAAAGGUCUGUCUCAGAAUUACAACACCGCAACGCUGGUAAUAAAUGUGACUGAUGUGAACGAUAAUGCGCCAUAUUUCACUCGAAGUGUUUUUACUGGAGGUGUGCCAUCAGGUGCGAAGAUUGGAACAUUCAUAAUGGAGGUUAAGGCAAAGGAUAAUGACUCUGGAAAGCAUGCUAAAGUGGUGUACUCUUUUGUUAACGGAAAUCAAGACCAAAACUUUCGAAUUGAUGUCAGGACGGGGAAAAUCUUUUCAAUGACAUCAUUGGUUCGGAAGUCUGGUCAGCGUUUUCAGCUUUCUGUCUCUGCCAGUGAUAACGAUGGAACGCCACCAUUUAAUUCCGUUUCCAAUUUGACAACGGCAAGGAUAUAUAUUUUACGAGAAUCACAAAGGGUCUGGUUGGUCUUAGGAGUCUCGUCAAAAUAUAUAGAAGAAGAAAAGGCAGACUUGAUGGGGUUUCUUGGAAACAUGACACAGAGCAAAGUUUACAUAGAAUCGGUGCUUGACGUGAAAACUCCAGAUGGCACACCCAGAUCUGAGAUUGUGUUCCAUGCAGUGGACGAAAGAUUGGGCAUCAUUCACGAAGCCGACUUUGUCAUUAAAAAGAUCGAGGCGAAUUUGCAAUAUUACCAAGAUCAGUCAAGGCAAUGGAAAAUAAGGAAUGUGUCGCCUGCAACGUCACAGCAAAUCAGACAAGAAUCGAUUGAGACCCACGUUGUUGUGAUAAUUGUUGUUGGUGUUGUGAUUGGGUUGUUGUUGCUUUUUGCACUGGCAAUGUUUAUAAGAAUGCGGAGAAUGAGUAUUUUGUCGAGAGUCUCUGCCGAUGAUCCUUUGUCACAGUACUCCAAAGAGUCAAGAAAGAGACGAAAACGAGCCAAACAUUUCAGUGACGACACGUUAGGAUGGAUCAAUCACUAUGGAGACUGGUGGAAGCAUGAUGCUCAAGAAAAAUCAAAAAGAACAAGCAAAAGAGGCUCUUCAGACAACGAAUACGUCGAAAGAAAAAUUGGCUUAUUAAAGCAAGGAGCAUUGAGUAAAAGAAAUCGAGCUCUUGUCAUCGAAGAGAACGAAAAGCGAUUUGGCUCUGCAACUGUGCUUUCGACAACAGUUGGUAAGUUGGACGGAAGUGACAGCGAGGCAUCUUCAAAAAGGUCAAGGAAGCAGAGCAGUAGCAUGGAAAAGGCUUCACCCGAAAGUGCUAAAGCCGAGAGUGGCUACGACGAAGUGACAACAUUAUAGACUACGUAAAAAGGCUGCUUAAAAUAAUCAUGUUUUUUUUAGUUUUUAGCAAAUCCUCGCACUUCUUAAUAGAUUUUAAUUUAAUUACAGACCAAUUUUUAUGUUUUAUUGAUGUCGACACUUUAUGUCGUAAACGCUUAUUAAUUUUUAGUUGCUUGCAAAAAAUGUUCAUCUGAAAUUUGAUUUUGGCUAAAGAACGUUUGUUUUCAUUUCAUCGGAGCAUUUGAUCUUUCAUGCCUUUGACCUCCAAUCUUGAAGAUUAUACCUGCUUCUCGUCUUGUUUCGUCGAAAAUUCAUUAUAAAAAACUGGUGACUUUUCCGUGUUGUUAAAUGGUGAUGUCAGCUCUUUUUGCCGAUUAUUGUUCAUGUUUGGCAAAGGAAUCAAUAAUAAUGUUUACUAUUUUUAAACUCUUUUUAGUUUUCAGUUUCCAUUUUCGGCCUGAUCUGGCGGCUCUUUCAACACAAAACCCCUGAAUUUCACACCCCUGUGAAUUGAAAUUUUUUAUCUAAAAUAGCCUUUUUUGUCUCCAAUUCUCAGAUGCAGUUCUCGGGUUAAAUUUAUUAGUUGGGUUACUAAGUGUUUACGUUGAUUUCUGAGAUCGUUGUCAUUGAUUUGUUUUCACUGGUUUAAGUAGCAAAAAUAACUAUAAGCACGUUGCAGAUCAAAUAAAUAAUAGCUCAUUAUUACAUUGAUCAUUCUCACACCGCUGAAAAUCGCUUAUGCUUAUUCCCAUUUGAGAUAUUUUACAAGAUAGGUACAGUCCUCUGAUCGUAUUAACCAGAACUCAUAAGGAUCAUUGACUUUUGUUGUGGAACUGCAUUGACAACUACAAGUAUAUUGACAGCAUUAUCAUUAAUUUAGUCAUUUAACCAAAAUAAAUAAAUUGUUGUCGGUUUUGUUUACCAUCUUUAGAGUUCCCCUUCGCAAUCUGUUUUUGCUUCAGGUUUCGAACAUUUCUGAGUGUAUUGUAUCUAGUUACCUCGGUGUCUUUUCUUAGAGGCUGGUAAGUUCUUAUGUUGGGGGUUGGGCCCAGAAAUCCCUGACAUAAAGCCUCUUCAACACUUUAACAGAAUUUGCUUACUAAUUGCAAAGCCCAUGAAAUAUGGCACUCAGAAGGACCAACAAAAAUGGAUUUUUUUUAAUGCUUCUUGAGUAAAUGCUCCAGAUUGGUUGUAAAGCCUUUAGGAGUUACAAUUGAAGAUAACGUUAGCGCCAUGUGCAAUCUAUGCCCUCCUUGGCAUGCACAUACUAUUUUAAGGAAAGUUUUAUAUUUGGAUGAGCACUUAGCUAAUUGAUUCAAGAAAUUCAUAAAUUUCCC
Molecule: messenger RNA, 17242 nt
Organism: Rhopilema esculentum
Lineage: Eukaryota; Metazoa; Cnidaria; Scyphozoa; Rhizostomeae; Rhizostomatidae
Source: RefSeq, a predicted model, not a curated record